CCUGGAGGCGGGCGAUCGGCGGGGCUGCGGGGAGGGGGGGAGGGAGGAGCGGCCUUGAGGUACAGGUAACUGUGCGGCUUUCUGACGCCCCUCACCCGCGCUCCCUCUGUUGUUUCACCGCGCGCACCUGUAAAAUACGGGCGCGGCGAGCGCCUCUGCCCCGCCCGCGCUCCUGCCGGGUCUCCACGUGACUCUCCAGCGUCCUGCCCCGGCCGGGCCACCUCGGGACGCCCCGUGGACCAGGGGGCUGCAGGGGUCGGGAGACCCCGGCGGGCCGAGGCUCUCCGCCGUGGGUCCGGCCGCUACUGCUGGCUGCAGACGCAGACUGGGAGCUCGAGGACGGAGGUGUCCAGUUUCCCUUGACCUUGGGGACGCGGGAAGGUCGUAUGCACCAUGGCUGUGGCUAGUGUCAGAUUGCCCACCAGUGUUUUAAGAAAGCCAGAUGCUUGGAUUGGACUCUGGGGAGCGCUACGAGGGACACCUUCACAUAAACCCUGUGCUUCCUGGAAUCGAUACCUAUAUUUUUCUAGUACCAAGUUAAAUGCAUCAGAUUAUAAAAUGCUUUUCCAUAACAUUUUCUCCCUGAGACUCCCAAGGCUUUUAAUAUCUCCGGAAUAUAUUUUCCCAUUUUCCAUAAGACUCAAAAGUAAGAUAAGCUCUAAAAAAUCCACAAAAAAGACUCUGCAAAAAGUUGAAGAUGAAGAGGUCUCUGAUGAAGAGAGUGACCAUCAUGAGAUGAGCGAGCAGGAAGAGGAGCUCGAGGACGACCCCAGUGUAGUCAAAGACUAUAAAGACCUGGAGAAGGUAGUGCAGUCUUUGCGGUAUGAUGUUAUCCUGAAGUCAGGCCUCGAUGUUGGACGAAACAAAGUGGAAGAUGCAUUCUACAAAGGUGAACUCAGGCUGAAUGGGGAAAAACUAUGGAAGAAAAGCAGGACGGUGAAAGUGGGAGAUACAUUGGACCUUCUCAUUGGAGAGGAUAAAGAAGCAGAAGCAGAGACAGUGAUGAGGAUUCUCCUGAAAAAAGUGUUUGAAGAGAAGACUGAAAGUGAGAAAUACAGAGUAGUGUUACGACGGUGGAAGAAGUUAAAGUUGCCUAAAAAGAGUACGUCUAAAUAAAUGGAUUGCCUUUUAGUGAUAAAGCUGCUUUCUCGUGGUGGGGGAAGGGGCCAGCUUAAAAAGAGGACAUUUCUAUUAAAAUAAAGUUCUCUUACCAUUGGUGGAA
Molecule: messenger RNA, 1222 nt
Organism: Ceratotherium simum simum (southern white rhinoceros)
Lineage: Eukaryota; Metazoa; Chordata; Mammalia; Perissodactyla; Rhinocerotidae
Gene: MTRES1
Product: mitochondrial transcription rescue factor 1
Biological process (GO): regulation of mitochondrial transcription
Cellular component (GO): mitochondrion
Molecular function (GO): RNA binding
Source: RefSeq, a predicted model, not a curated record